Cyprinodon variegatus (sheepshead minnow) is the source of this 1164-nucleotide messenger RNA. It is a transcript of the gene arl9, whose product is annotated as ADP ribosylation factor like GTPase 9. The transcript has 4 exons. NCBI's taxonomy places the organism in Eukaryota, Metazoa, Chordata, Actinopteri, Cyprinodontiformes, Cyprinodontidae. Bases 180 to 947 code for a protein of 255 amino acids. Gene Ontology annotation, molecular function: GTPase activity; GTP binding. The record is from RefSeq and is a predicted model, not a curated record.
AUCCGGAUAUGUAGCAUGGAGUAGUUCCUCCGGAGCUUCCUGUGACUUAAUCCACUUGUUGAGGGAAAUGUCGCAUUGAGUAGCAUAGAAGAGCGUCGUGUUUCGUUAAAACUCUGAUUAUGUCUGAAUCACAGUGUAACCGGUGCGCAUGUAGCAGCUAAGCCCGCAGUCUGAGCACCAUGGUCGGUUUGAGGGCAGCGGUCCUGAGUGCGUCGGCAGUUAUUGGCGGCGGAGUCGCUUAUCUCCUCUGGAACCGCGCUUCAUCCUCCAAGCAGAAGAAAACAGAAACACAACAUGGAGAGGAUGAUAAAAGCAGCACGAAGGAGGAGGAGGAGGUGGAGAGGGAAAGAAACGCUCCGGUAGAAGAAGCUGUUGUUCCCGCCGCGGCUCCGAAAACAGAAACGCCCCGUCCUCUGGAGUCGGAGAAAACCCUGGUUCUGGUUCUGGGUCUGGAUGGAGCGGGGAAAACUAGCCUGCUGCACUGUUUUUCUGGCAGCAGUCUGGGGCAGGAGGUGGAGCCAACGCAGGGCUUUAACGCCGUCUCCAUCAACAGAGAUGACAUGCAUAUCGAGUUUUUAGAAAUCGGAGGUAAAGAGAAUCUGCGGCCAUAUUGGCAGAAGUAUCUGUCCAAAGCUCUGCUGCUGGUGUUCGCUGUCGACUCCUCAGACCCUGAGCGGUUUCCGGUCGCCAAGGAACAUUUACAUGAGGUGCUGAGGCUUGACCCCAUCCUGCCUUUAAUGGUACUGGCCAACAAACAGGAUCUUCCAAGUUCCUGCACCAUCACUGACCUGCAUGACGCACUGUCCCUGUCUGACGCAGGAGAGCGCGCUUUGUUCCUCAUCGGUACCCAUGUGAAAAAGAGAGACUCAGAGCUCAGCUCAGGGGUCCAGGAUGCUCGGGACCUGAUCAUUCAGAUGGUUUCUGGCAGCAGGUUUAGGGCGGUUUAGAAAUAACCCAGCGUUUAUCCUCACUUGUAAUAAAUCCGUUACAGAGCAAAACAGCUCCAACUUUCUGUUUUACUGUUUGUCUUAACUGUUGACUGUUAGCUUUCUUAUUUAUAGUUCGGGGAGGACAUUAAAAGGUUUUGCUUUAUCUCAUCUAUUCAUGGCAGCAUUGUUACAUACUUUAAGAGUUUGUUUUUUUUUACUAGGGGACUAAAUUGUA